UACCUGAAUAGAUAAGAUAAGAAAAAAAAAAAGGUUUUACUUGAAAUAUAUUAUAAAAUAUACAAUAAAUCUAUGUUUUAGUUUGAUUAAUUUUAUUUUUAUUGAUUAGAAAUGAUGGAAAUGAAGUUGGUACUAGUGUUUAUCAUCGUAUAAAUGAUCAACUUGAAACAGGUGUGCAAUUAGCAUGGACAGCAGGUACAAAUCAAACACGAUUUGCACUUGCAUCAAAAUAUCAACUUGAUUCUCAAACUGCAAUUGGUGCUAAGGUGAAUAAUAUUUGUCAAGUUGGUCUUUCAUUUCAACAACUUCUUCGUCCAGGCUUUAAAUUAAUUUUAUCGGCUUUAUUUGAAGCACGAAAUUUGAAUGCUGGUGGACAUAAAGUUGGUUUGGGACUUGAACUUGAAAGUUAA
Molecule: messenger RNA, 410 nt
Organism: Rotaria sp. Silwood2
Lineage: Eukaryota; Metazoa; Rotifera; Eurotatoria; Philodinida; Philodinidae
Source: the annotation of a GenBank genome assembly